Calidris pugnax (ruff) is the source of this 8378-nucleotide messenger RNA. RefSeq names its product sperm antigen with calponin homology and coiled-coil domains 1 (gene SPECC1). The record is from RefSeq and is a predicted model, not a curated record. Gene Ontology annotation, molecular function: protein binding. Bases 165 to 3326 code for a protein of 1053 amino acids. Gene Ontology annotation, biological process: actin cytoskeleton organization. The transcript has 15 exons. Lineage: Eukaryota; Metazoa; Chordata; Aves; Charadriiformes; Scolopacidae. Gene Ontology annotation, cellular component: filamentous actin; microtubule organizing center.
UGUCUCGCUGCAAUGUGGUUUUCCUCUCAGGGAAGCACUCAAGCUCUGAAUUUUCAGUCUGGCUUACACAUGCUGUCAGAAGCUAGUGGGAGACAGUUUUCUUUUUAAAGCAGAAAAGAGGACAAGCUUUUACUGUUCUGUAGACUGAGCUAUUUGGGAAGAAAAUGAAGAGUACUGCCAGGCCUUGGACUGCAAUGGCAAAACAAGGGAGUCAUGGGGUUGACAGAGGAAAACCGCUUUCCACCACCUCAACAGGAAUGAAGACAUCCAAGUCCUCAACUUCGCUUGCCUUUGAGUCUCGGCUCAGCAAGCUGAAGAGGGCCAGCAGCGACGACAUGCUGACAAAACCAGGGGUGACAGCAGCGUCUGGAGUCUCUCGACUGAAGAAGACCAUUACAACAGGAGCAAUUUCUGAGCUUGCUGAGAGUCGACUGAAGCCCAGCACAGGAACAGUUUCAGCUGCGAAGCGCACGGGGAUUCCAGCACCUCGGGAAAUAUCAUCAUCUGUGUCCAGAGAGAGAGCUGUAUUACGUGGUCAAGCCACUACCAGGAAAACACAACCCAGCCCCACCUCUUCUGGUACACCAACUCCUACCAAACACGUGCGCCCCACUAGCAAGUCCAAGCAAGAGAAUGAAAGUGGUGACAAGGCUGUUCUGGAAUCUCAGGUUAAAGAGCUCCUGGCAGAAGCAAAGACAAAAGAUUCAGAAAUCACCAAACUCCGUUGUGAACUGAAGAAAUGCAAAGAGAAAGGGUCACUUAAUGCUGAAGGAAUGGGUGCUUCCAACCAAAAUUUAGAAACGGUAUCUCCUGUUGACAUAGAUCCAUUAAUAAGGACCCUUCAGGAAAAAAACAGGACUUUUCAAAAAGAGCUUGCUAGCCUGGGAGAAGAAAAUCGUGUUUUGAAAGAGAAAUUACUGUAUCUAGAGAACUCUCCUCUCUCAGACACAACAACAAGCAGUGGAGGUGACAGCAGCCUCCCUACCCCAACUACCCAAGAAUCUAGUUUUGGAAGCCCAUCAAAAAAUGUGUCAAGAGGUGAAUUGGAGGAGCACAGGCAGCGUGCGAAUGGGGGUGCACUGCGCAACUCAGGUUCUUCCAGCAGUGAUGUCACGAAAGCUUCCUUGUCACCUGAUGCAUCUGAUUUUGAGCACAUAGCAGAUGUACCUUCCAGGCCAGCAUCCUCCAGCAGCAACCACUUCAAAGGUUCCAAAUGCUCCACUACAGGAAGUUCCCCAAACAAUAUUAGUGACCUUUCUGUUGCAUCUCUUACAGAGAGAAUACAAAAAAUGGAGGAAAACCACCACAGCACAGCAGAAGAGUUACAAGCCACUCUGCAGGAGCUGUCGGAUCAACAGCAAAUGGUGCAGGAGUUGACAACAGAAAAUGAGAAGCUAGUGGAAGAGAAAGCUCUCCUGGAGACUUCCUUUCGUCAACAUAGAGAUAGAGCAGAACAGCUGAGCCAAGAAAAUGAGAAGCUAAUGUCUCUCCUCCAAGAGCGAUCCAAGAACGAAGAAAGCAGAGCUCAGGAGGGGAAGGUCCUUGAACUGGAACAGAAAUGUGCAGAAGUUCUUGAAAAAGCACAAUUUGAAAGAGAGAAACUGCUCAACAUUCAGCAACAGUUAACCAGCAGCCUGCGGAGCUUAGAAAGGGAGCAUCAAGACGCCCAGCAGAUGAUUAAAAGCUUGAGAGAUGAAAAUGAGAAACUGCUUAAACUUUUAGAAGCGGAACAGCAGAGCAACAGCACAGCGACCAAAACUCUGGAGGACUGUAAAAUUGCCUUGGAAGGUCUAAAAAUUGAGAACGGUUCUCUCAAAACUCAGUUGGAGAGUGAGAAACAAAAGGCCGCAGAAAUCAACGCGAUGGGAUGUACCACUGACAACUCUGAGGUGCAAGAGAUGCUGAAAGUAGCCCACGCAGAAAAGGAUCAGUUAGAAGCGUCUUGCACGGAGCUGAAACAGGAGCUGCUGAAGGCAAACAGUGAACUGAAGCACAUUCAGGGUCUGCUGUCUAAGGCUGAGAAUGAGUGUGGUCAGCUGAAGGAGCUGUGUGACCGGCAGGCUGAGCAGCUGAGCAGAACCAACCAGAAGCUGCAGGAAAAAACAUCGGAGAAUGAAGCAGAUAUAAAAAACCUGAAAGAGACCAUUUUUGAGUUGGAGGACCAGGUGGAACAACAUCGUGCUAUAAAACUUCACAAUAACCAGCUCAUCAGUGACCUAGAAAGUAAAGCAAUGAAGCUGGAAGAACAAAAACAAGAUACAGAGAGGCAGCUGAAGGCUCUGACUAAACAAAUGAAGGAAGAUACGGAAGAGUGGAAGCGUUUUCAAGCUGAUCUGCAGACUGCGGUGGUUGUAGCCAAUGAUAUUAAAUGUGAAGCCCAGCAGGAGCUCCGAGUGGUAAAGAGGAAGCUUCAGGAGGAAGAGGAGAAGAGUGCCAGGCUGCAGAAGGAGCUGGAUGAAGUGAAGGGCAGCAACAGGCUGACAGUUGAAGAGGUAGAACCUCUAGAGGCAGAUACAGCCAACCGCUGGCAAGGAGUCUGCAUUAGCAGAGCAUCUCCCACACCGUCAGAAUCUGCAGCCACUGUGAAGUCACUGAUAAAAUCAUUUGACUUAGGAUGCUCAGGUACCACUGGACAAAAUAUCACGGUUCACAAGGUCCCCAGGAGCCCUCUAAGUGGAAUUCCAGUGAGGACAGCCCCAGCAGCUGCUGUUUCCCCCAUGCAGAGACAUUCUGUUUAUAAUAAUGCCAAGCCAGCCAGCAAAGGUGUUGCCAGACACACAGAUCUUUCAGACCUUCCUCUUGCAGACCUUCUGAAGGGGAGAAAUGAAGAGCUGAAACCAGAUCCUUACCUCCGUAAAAGCCCCUCCCUGGAAUCCCUGAGCAAACCCCCUAUGGCCUUCAGCAGCAGAAUGCUCACCUCUACCCCCAGCAGCCUGAAACCCCAAAGCAAGCUCAGUGUGGAGAGAAAGGACCCACUGGCAGCGCUGGCUCGGGAGUAUGGUGGUUCGAAGAGGAAUGCUCUCUUGAAAUGGUGCCAAAAGAAGACUGAAGGUUACCAGAAUAUUGAUAUUACCAACUUCAGCAGUAGCUGGAGUGAUGGGCUUGCCUUCUGCGCUCUCCUGCACACGUAUUUGCCUGCACAUAUCCCUUACCAGGAGCUCAACAGCCAGGAUAAAAAGAGAAAUCUGCUGUUAGCAUUUCAAGCUGCUGAAAGUGUAGGCAUCAAACCCAGCCUGGAACUCAGUGAGAUGAUGUACACAGACCGGCCAGACUGGCAGAGCGUGAUGCAGUACGUCGCCCAAAUUUACAAGUACUUUGAGACCUGAAAAGCAGAGCAAGAGGUGGACAGAAGUGGGGAAGAGAACAAAGAAUGCUACAGAUGCACUCGAUCACUUUAAAAAUCCACUUGCUCCUCUUCCACAACCAACCUAAGCUCUUAGUUUGAAAGAAAGCUCUUCCAUGAUUUUGAUUACGUCUGGGACUGCAACCAAAUAAAUACCUAUCAUCCAUCUAUACAAACCAAAUUCAUCUGUAAUUUUAUUCCCAGGUGGAAAUUGCAAAGCGUUUUCAAACACGCAUGGGAUAUUUCUGAAGAGGAUCCCUCGUGCUAAACAAUGUUUGCCUCAAACUAGACUCCACCAACAGGAGACCUGCUACAAAAUGAAGUUCUAAAUCAAUGUGGACUAUGCUGGCACUCAAGGGGGGCUGGGAGAUUAAUAUUAAAUACAAAAGCUCACAAAAAUGCUCUUCUUGCCAAAACAUGCUUAACUCAUCCCAAAAUCCAUGUUGUUUUCUUGCCUCCAUAUAUUUUAUAAAACAUCAUGACAGAUGCACACGAUUGUGGAGAACCUUAACCUGAGUUAUUCUCAGCCUCUGACCCAGUAAGUGUUCUAGUUUGCUUGUCAUAGCUUAACCAGCAGGAUAAUAAACAGGAUCAUUUGUAACUCAGAAACCACGCUCUGUUCCAUCACCAGUUAGUGAAAGAACUCUAAAAAGAUCCUGUUAAGUGCUGGGACUUCAUGUCAGAUCAAACAGAGCUUAAUCUCUUUGAGGAAAAAUAGCUUUAUUACUACAACUUCAUUACUUGAUUACUGCGGGAAGCCAGAGCCUGGUUUCCCAGCUGACUGUGCAGGCACAGUUAUUAUAGGAAUAUUGCAAAUGCAAUUUAUUAGCUUCAGUUUGCAAGGUACCGGUAAUCAGGUGAUGACUCUCUAAGCAAUACAGUGACAUCUCAGUAGUUCAUAUUUUUGUGGAUUGAGUGGAGUAACUUCUUCUCUGUCGAUCCUGUAUAAUCAGCACAGAUAUGUAAUUGCUGUGCAGAGGGUUGAAUCUCAAGACAGCCUUUGCCCUGUCCAAUGAACUGUGAUGUUACCCUGUAAAGGAACACAGCAAUAUUAGCACCAAUGGAAGUUGCAACUUCACUCCACAAGUUACAAAGAAUGUAACCGGAACUCCUCUCUGUGUUACGGAAAUCUCUAAGGCGCCAGAGAAGAGCUUUCCAGCUCAAUAAUGCUGUUACUAAAAUGUCUGAAAGGUACUGAUUAAUUUCCAUUAUACCAUUUCUCUUAUUUCACUUCAUGAAGUUAAAGUUUCUGUUUGUCUCCAAGGAUAGCAGGAUCAAACAGGCUGCUUAAUUCGUUCUAGGAGCAGGUCUUGGAGACCAUGCUUUGUACAGGACCUCAUAGAAGGCUGCCUCGCUGCUUUAGGUCAUGCUGGUAGAAGAAAGUUGUUGUUUAGUUAGUGUGUUUAACCCUGUGGCCAGACUUGAUGCUUUGUGAAUAUUAAUCAUAGGAGCUAGGGAUGAUUUCUUUAUUAGAAAAAAAUAGUAGUGCGUGCUCACUGCUCUUAACUCCUGAAAAAAAGGCUUGUGAAAUAUAAACAAGAGAUUUCACAGAAGAAACUUGGUUUCAGGUUUUCUGGGGCUUUGCAGAUGGCUGAUCUCGGCCUCUGGCUUACCCACAGUGCUUUGUUGUUUUGGUUUUUUAAAUACUAUUUAAUUAGUAAACAACCUAUUUCAAACUUUGGUUUUCUCACAGCGAAAUGCAGGAUUAAGGAGUAGAUGACAGUGCCCAAGGUCAGUGAGGAUACUGAACAGAAAGGAACUUGGGGGAAUGCAGUAUAUGCCUAUUCUGCAGAGGAGAAAAGCAUCACUUGCUCUUAGUUUGUCUGACAUUUAUUCUAAACUGUCACCCCCAGGAAAGUCUCAUUUCAAUCUUUAGAGAGUCUGUGUGAUAAAAAAGGACACUGGCACGCACUUACAGUGCCCUUGCACUCUUUAUGUCAUCCUAUACUGUGAGAAAGCAGUUGUAAAUGCUGGCCAGUGUAAUUUCUUUGCAAGUGUGAGUGCUUUCUAAAUUGAAUUAACUCUCCAGUAUUUUUCAGCACAUACUCUGCCACCCCUAGAGAAUGCAGGAGGAGUUGCUCUGAGCGGAUACCAGUCUCCUGUUAUGUGAUAAGAUGGAAGAGGGAAAUAGCUGCCGGCAGAGUUCGUUUGGGAAGGCGGUCACACUGCUGGGCUCCGUUGCCUUGUGGAUGCAGCAGGCUCUUUUCCCUUGAGGCAUCCUCUGGCAGAGAUCCCAAUUCCCUCCGACGGGCUGCAGUUCAAAGCGUAGUGAAGUCAACACAGAAAAUUCCAUAUUCCUCAGUGGGCUUUGGAUUGGGCACUUGCAGGGAUGAGAAAAACUGUUUUAAUUCCCAGCGUCUGGUAAACAUUUCAAAGUCAGAGGGCUCUACUUGUUCUAAAAAAGAAAGAUGAUCUUAACCCUCUGGUCACUGGAAGUGUGUGUUCCAUGUGACUGUCAGAUGUACACGACAUAUGUAUGUUAUCUAAUGUGUCAGUAACACUUGCUUCAAGCGUGUUUCUGACAUUUAUUCUAAUCUGUUUCUCGAAGACUUACUGUAACUUUACACACCAUUCUGUCUGAUCUAGCAGCUUUUUUUUCCCAAAUGAUUUUUGCAAAGCAACAUUUCUGUCAUAUCCUUGCAGCUUCAUUCUCCCAUGCCCCCCAGUAGCAUAGACCAAACACUAAUUCUACCCAACUCUAAUGGUAUAUUCUUUAAAACUUUUUACUUAUCUAGGAGUUAGAACAAGGAGCUUCUUUCCUUGGGGACACCAGGGAAGAAGAUACUCUUUCACCAUUUGCUCAAUGUUACUUUUCAGUCCUCAAACCUGCAAAACUUCUCAUUUUGAAAUGCUGAUACUUUGAGAGAUGCUCUUCGAGGUUAUUUUUUGAGGUUAAGAAUAUUGUUUAUUUGUUCAUUUAACUGUUAAAACACGUAUUUUUUCCUUCCUUUUGAACCUUGCAGUUACAUUUCUAGACCCGGAUUUUCAGAAAUUACUGUUGUUUUUUCAUGCUGCCAUAAAAUUUGAACGUGAAUUUAAAUUUACCCCACACGAGAUGCUACAGACCAGCAUGAUUUUCAGAAAAUCUACAGGCCCUGGUAAGACAUUUCAAAUUUCAACUGCAAAAUUAAAGUUUUAGCUGCCUUUAAAAUUAGACAGUUUGCUAAUUAAGUUAAGCUAGAGGGCAUAGGGAUAGUCUGCAUAGAAGUUCUGAGAAUCCCCUGAAAAUACCCUAGGAAGGAACACGUGAUGCUAUGACAUGGGUGGUGUAAUGUGUUAUAUCAAUAACAGUUUGCCUAAACUGCCUAAAUCCUUUCUGACUUUGGCUCUUAGGAGUAAUGGAUCUUUCCCUCAUGCAGGUGGAUGAAAUCUCUUUACCAUGUCACCAGAUGCUCCCUAAAUAUACAGUCACUCUCAAACACACCUGCACAUGCCUCUGUGUGUGUGUACUCGGGUAGUCCGUUGGACUACAAGAAACCAAAUAUUUUGAUUUAUUUUGGAUGAGCAUGUGAGAAGAAUGGUUAGGAUGGGGAUUUUGGUGAAGUUCCAUGGAGGGAUAUCGCAUCAUGUGGCGGUUGUACUGUAGCUGUUAGGGAGGAAAGGAGAUUAGAGCAUGAAAAGUAUGCAAUCUGCCUCCCAGAAUUUCUGGUGAGUCAUAGAAAGUACAAGUUGUUUCAUGACUGUGGAAGGUACAGAGGCGUUGAGAAGCGAGCCCAGAGUCAGCCCUCUAAGAAGGUUUCCUAGAAAGGCUGAUGAGCUGUUUCUGAAAGUGCACAAUGAAACUGAGCAGAGUGAAAGUCCAGUGUGUGAGGAGAGGAACAUGUGUGGGACAUACGUACCUGGGCCUUUGUGGCCAGCAAAGGACACCAGCUUGAGAGGCCUUACUGAAUGUCAUCCUGAGUAACAUUUCUCCUAAGGGUGCAGCCUGGGGUGGACCUCAGAAGAUGAGGAGGGAAGAGAGCACAGAGCUUGCUGCCUUUGCCAGGUUCCCCUUCCUGUGCCUGUGACAGUCGAGGAAAUGCAAAGGGGACAAAGAUUUCCCAGCUCUUCCUGUGCUGCAGCAAGGCAGCUGUACUGAGCAGAGUGAUUUUUGACUUAGACACGUUCUCCGGUUUCCUCUCAGUGAGAUACGUUCUCUUUGAGUUUUGGCAGGUUUUCUUUUUAUAAUUUGAAGUUGGUUUUUACAGGUUUUCUCUAUUCCUUUCUUAUUUUGUAAGCGCAACCAGUUACGUGCAAGUUUUCUGUCCAAACCAACCAAGUGCAGGCUGGCAGAGUGAUUGGUUCUUCCCUGUUCGAUUCCUGGCCUGGAAUUCCUCAAGAUCUACCUUUUUGCUUCGCUGACUUUCCCUGCUCCUUGGCAAUGCAAAUGCAAGUGUUGACUCAUGAGUUUUUUGGUACCUCCCUCUUUCUGUGCUUAUGGUACCGGGUCUUCCAGCAGGAAGGGUCUGGCAGAGCCAGCUGUUUGCAAAGCUGUGCCUGGUGCAUCUGAUAAACGUCAGAGUCUCUAUGGGAUGAGAUUAUGCAUUUUCCUAUCAGAAGAGGGCUUUUUGCCUAAAAAGACUCAGGGCACUGAGCAUUAAGACGUUUUUUAAACCCAGCAAUAACUUCUACUAUGCUAGACUAUAUUGGUUUUUACCAACUCCAGUGCCAUUUAGACUCAUUCACCAAAAUGGUGUAGAAUCAAGCUUUUAACCGAGCUGCAAUUAACAUUUUUCUCAGCUGAUGGUCUCUACAUUUUUAACUUACACGUGUGCCAAGUUCCACUGGGCAGUGCUGGACACAGUGUUUUUAUUGAUUGUUGGUCCAGACUGGAGUUUGUCAUAUGGGAUAAUCAUCUCUAACAGUGAAGUACUUUUAGCUUUCUCUAUUGGGUACAGAUGUUACAUCGUAAUCUAAUUUAUACAAAGAGCACAUUAGAAUGUAUAUACUAGGCAUUGCCAGAUUUGGACAUGCUAAUAUUUAAAGAUUAACAUUAUUAAAAUGUAUGAUGCAAAAAUCUGUGUAAUAUUUCUAAUAAAUCUUUUUCUGUUUCUGA